CAGAUUAUUGUUUUUGACAUUAUCCUAUUUUCUGUCAUCGCCGAUGCUAGCAAGCUAAAAAAAUUAAUAAAAACAUUAUUUUAAGUAAAUUAAUUUAAAAUAAUUUAUAACUUACCUCCCCCAUUGUUAUUGUAUUGACUUUGUGCUAUUGGCAGAUUAAAAAAUACCGGAAAUCGAGAUUGAUAAUAAAAAAUGAAAAGCCAAUGUACGAAAGUCAUGCAGAUGAGAGCAUCAACGUGGAAAUUGGAAUAGUGCAGCAAAAACGCACAAACGUAAACAACAAAUGUAAUAACUGUCUGAGAAUUAUAAAAAAUGCAAACAUCAAAAGAAAAGACUACAGACCAUGAAUGGACGCCAGAGGAAGAGAUACAGUUAUUUUAUGCUUUGUCCGGGAUGAAACCGGUUGGAGUUAAUCGACAUUUUUAUGUGGCCUGCGUUGCUGAGCGUUUGUCGCGCAGUUUAAACCGUGAUUUUCUCGGGGAGCAUAUAUGGACACACUUGAAGUCGAUGUAUAAUUUAGAUGUCUUACAGUUACAUGAACAGGUACCUUUUCCUAAUGAACAGAAAGAAUUUUCAUUGCCGGAAGUGGAGUUUGGGGUGUUUAUGUCCAAAAAAGCAGCAUCUAGUGAAGAAAGACGACAAAGUUCGGACGGGCCGCCAUCGAUUAUAGCUGUGGCAACCGACAACACCACUACCAGGGAUAAAAAUCAAAGCUACUUAUUUAGUAAAACUUCGUCCCUAUCAAGCGGAGGUCACCAAACGAUUAAGGAUUUGGAUAAAAAAAUUACUUCAAAAUUAAUAGAUGUUCCGAAACGCCUUCCGAAACGUACGCGAGGUUCUGCAUCAUUGGAAUCUAAUAGUCCCUCAACCACACCACCACCGACGCAAAACAAUAAAAGAAGACGUAUUUAGAUACCAAAUACAUUUUUUUUUUAUUAAUCAUCAAAAUCAUCUGUUUCCUGAUCUUGCUUAUGCGAACUGUAAACGGAAAAUGGUGUUAAAACAUUUUCUGUGUUAAUGUACUCCAAAAAUGUUUUCAAUAAAUGUUUAUUGAUUUCGUCA
This is a messenger RNA of Glossina fuscipes, 1062 nucleotides long. RefSeq names its product MRG/MORF4L-binding protein (gene MrgBP). The record is from RefSeq and is a predicted model, not a curated record. Gene Ontology annotation, biological process: regulation of transcription by RNA polymerase II. Gene Ontology annotation, cellular component: nucleus; NuA4 histone acetyltransferase complex. The transcript has 3 exons. Bases 313 to 912 code for a protein of 199 amino acids. Lineage: Eukaryota; Metazoa; Arthropoda; Insecta; Diptera; Glossinidae.